AUGAAUGCUGAUGUUCACAAGUUUAUAGAAACUCACUCGGAUGGUCCGGCUUGCCACAGUCAUACCGCUCCUGACCUCUCGAGUUUGACUUUCCGUAAUGGCGAGCUUAUCCUGCAUAACAGAAGCACAGCCUCUUGUGUUUGCUGGUGGAUUUUCUGGAUGUAUGGCAUAGGCAUGCGUGUGCUCCUCUGGUGCAAGGUGCUAGUAGCAAAUAUGCUCUCUCCAUUACGUCUCCAUCGCGCCAGUAGGUCCUAUCAUGUGCCAGUUGACCAAACGGAAAGCCUGACGAUCGGACAAUUGAGGCCAGAUUGA
Molecule: messenger RNA, 312 nt
Organism: Protopolystoma xenopodis
Lineage: Eukaryota; Metazoa; Platyhelminthes; Monogenea; Polystomatidea; Polystomatidae
Source: the annotation of a GenBank genome assembly